UGAGAAUGAGGUGAAUGUAGUUAGCACAAAUGUCGUAAAAACCACUCUUUAUUUCUCACUGUAUUUCACAAAAAACCUUGUUGUGUUUGCUAAAAAUAGAAAAAAAAAACCUAUCAUAAAACCUAUCCUUUAUUACUCUCCUCCAUUACAUAUACACUUUCACACUUCCACUCAACUCUCUCCACCACCAACACAAACACCAAACCCGAAGUAGCAAUGAUGAUGAAUGAGGUAGAAGGAAAGAAAGUUGUGGUUCAGAAUACCAAGGCGUGUGCUUUCAUGGCAGGUGUUGAAUCUCGUCAAGUUGAGUUCGUUAACGUAACCAAAAACACUGUGAACAGAUCGGCUCUUCAUCGUCCUUUCCGUGGUGAUACUUUUGUUGCUGCUGCAUUUGGAACUGUUCACAGGAGGAAAAGGAUGGCAAGACAGAGAAGAUCUUCAUCUUCUUCAUCUUCUUCUUCCACCAUGAACAUCAAUCUCAGAAACCGUCCAUCCAAUCCUCCUCCUCCUCCUCCUACUGCUUCUACUACCACCACCAUCUCGCACGUGCCACUACCUCCCAUUCCUCCACUUUUUACCAAACCCCCUCCUGCACAAGUUGAAAUUGAUCAAAAGAGGCUGAGGUUCCUUUUCCAAAAAGAGCUGAAGAACAGUGAUGUUAGCUCCCUUAGGAGAAUGGUUUUGCCAAAGAAAGCGGCAGAGGCUUUCCUUCCUGCUCUUGACUCAAAGGAAGGAAUCCUUAUCAACAUGGAUGAUAUCGAUGGUAUUCAUGUAUGGUGCUUCAAGUACAGGUAUUGGCCAAACAAUAACAGUAGGAUGUAUGUGCUUGAAAACACUGGAGACUUUGUUAACAUGCAUCGUCUACGCCUUGGAGAUACCAUUGUGGUUUAUCAGGAUAAUCAGAGUCACAAUUAUGUAAUUCAGGCAAAAAAAGCUCUUGGUCGUGAUCGUGAUGAAGAUAAGUAUAUUGAGAGAACUCACACAACCAAUGAUAUAUUUCUUAAUGAUUUUAAGAUGAACACGAAUUUCUUCGAUGUUGCCUAUCCUGCCUAUCCUGAAGUAACCUAUCCCUAUCCUGAAAUCAAUGACACCAUGAAUGAUACCAUGAAAGAUAAAGAUAACGGGAUGUCAUUUAUAUAUGACACAACAGUUUCAAAUGACUCUCCAUUUGAUUUUUUGGGUGGAUCCAUGACAAAUUACCCAAAGAUGGGAUCAUUUGAAUCUUUUGCCUCGGUUGAGAAUCUGUCACUUGAUGACUUCUACUGAGGUCAGUACUACAUAUGAAGGGGCCUAACAUAGUACCAAGACACUAAGAAGGUGAUGUUUUCUCUAUUUUGGUACAAUAAAUAAACAUGAAAGUGUGUCUUUUGGAUCUUUUUGUUGUUUUUAUGAUAAUGUUAAUGAGAGGAUUUAUGUAGAAUAAAUGAGUAGUCAAGGACAUGUGUGUUUGCUCCUCUCUGUUAAACAAGGUUUAGACUACUCUAUAAUGUAUUAUUAUUUAUAACUUUUGGUGGAUAUUUUCUACACUAUUAUGAAGUGUUUCAUCAUCGUUAAAUUAAUCAUAUGCUAUAUUAGUAAA
Lathyrus oleraceus (garden pea) is the source of this 1579-nucleotide messenger RNA. Its product is annotated as B3 domain-containing transcription factor FUS3. The coding region runs from base 217 to 1266 and encodes 349 amino acids. The transcript has 6 exons. NCBI's taxonomy places the organism in Eukaryota, Viridiplantae, Streptophyta, Magnoliopsida, Fabales, Fabaceae. Gene Ontology annotation, molecular function: DNA-binding transcription factor activity; DNA binding. The record is from RefSeq and is a predicted model, not a curated record.